Molecule: messenger RNA, 2483 nt
Organism: Neurospora crassa OR74A
Lineage: Eukaryota; Fungi; Ascomycota; Sordariomycetes; Sordariales; Sordariaceae
Exons: 2
Coding region: 573-2165 (530 amino acids)
Source: RefSeq, a predicted model, not a curated record
GGAUGCCCGGUGUUGCCAUCAAACGUACUGCGUAAUUGCCCCUCCUGAUCUUACAAGAUGCCCGUCGGCCGUGGAAGCUCUCGGAAAGCUCACUAUACAUCUUGUGUACUCCACGAAACGACGGUGACCCGAAGACACGACACUCACUCGCCGCCUCAUAUCACUUCCAUCGAUACUUUCAGUGCUCUUAUUACCAUCUGAUAAAGCACAUAUCAGGCUUUCCUUCAUCCAAUUUCGUCUCAACCCGAACUCUUACUUCUAUAACCCCUCCUUGCUGUGGACUGAUAUUUGUCAAUUACGCUACGCGGGGUUGCCUGAAGAACAGCCGCCAAACAUAACAUCCACAAGCAACUAUACUACGUAACCACUCCUUGUAAGGACUCCAUCGUCUCAGCUUCACAAGGACAGCGUCAAUACAAAACAAAGUCUCAGCCUUCUCGUACCACUUGAACGAUAAAACUUCACAGCGAGACCGACCUUCAUACCAAAUUUGUUGCGCCAGCUCAACGCUAGAAGCAACAACGUUCACGUCUUCUCUCACUAUCCCCCACAAUCAUAGUCAAACCGCCAGUAUGUCGGCGCACGUUGAAGUGCUCUCUACGGACUUGAGAAGGACGAAAAUCAAAGUCACGCCCGGAACCUACAUGGUCGAUGUUCUGGGGGAAGCUUGUCAAAAGUUCAACCUCAACAGUGACAAGUACCAACUUAAGCACAAACAGAAGCUGAUCGACCUGUCUGGUCCCUUCCGGACGUCAGGUCUCGUGUCUGGCGCCAAGCUCGAACUUGUGCAAAAGUCUAAGAGCGCAGCAGUUGUGUCGAUAGCCCUCGAUGUCAACGGUCAGCGGUACACGAAGAAGCUAUCCAGUGACAUGACGCUGUGGCAGGUCAUGCGGCAGUUCGAGGUUGCGGAGAAAGGGUUAAACCUGACCGGCAGAGGCACGCCUAAGAGCAGUACUGGCCCUCAGGGAACCAGCGGUCAGUUAUACUUCGAGGCGCCAGUGGUGAGCAUCAUGGGCAGGGAGUACACUUCGAUGGAGGAUCUACAGAAGACGCUGUCCCAUUGUGGCAUUAAUUCUGGCAGCAUCGUUCUGCGGGUUUCCUUCCGCGAAACCGAGAAGACCCUGUAUGAGGCGAUGCAGGAUAUCGGCCAAUAUCUCAAAGAAGUGGAAUCAGAUCAACCGAAGACACAGGCAGACGAGCCUUCAGCUCCAGUGACUGGGUCAGCGCCGGCGAUACAGGAACCUACAGAAGAUCUUACUCUAGCUGCUGGGCCGAAGCCCAUCAAGGAGAGUACGUUAGCAGAGCCAGAACUACAGACGGGCUCCGUAGAGGGAACCAACGCCGCGGCCCCGGUCGCCCCUGCCCCGGAGCCAGUCCCGAGGACCGAUCCGAUGGACAUCGUCGAUGAGGUAGUCGCUCCUUCUGCCAUUCCUCCUACAGAGACCACGACCACUAUCAGCGAACCCAGCGACCCCCUCGUGCCUACGGGCGUCUUCAAUGCCCCGUCCUCUACCACUCCCAUCGCUGCCCAAAUUCAAGUAGACGAAUCUGUGUACGAGCCCACCAUCGCCCAUGCUCAGCUACGGCAACAACAGCUACUGCAACGGGCGCAAAACCAACGGCUCAAGUCCGAUGCCGAACUUGCGGCUGAUGCGGCCGAGGAAGCAGCUCGGCUCGCCAAGGUCACGCGGGUUGAUAUCAAGAUCCGUUUCCCGGACCAGACAUCGGCGCAGUGGACAGUUGCCCCGGAGCACACAGGCGCUUUCCUAUACCAGGCCGUCAAGGGAGUCAUGACCCAUCCUGACCAGCCUUUCCGCCUCAUCCUCCCCGGCACGCAUCCAGUCGUUGCGGUUCAAGAUGGUAACAAGAGGCUAGUGGCGGACUAUAAGCUUCGGGGUAGGGCACUGUUGAAUCUUGUAUGGGAUGAUGCGGCGUCGCAGGAGGCGCGCGAGGCGCCUUUUUUGAAGGGCAGUGUGGCUAGCCGAGCGCAGGAGGUAGUGGUACCAGAUGUCUCACAGGAGGAGGGUGAAGAGGAGAAGGAUGUCCAAGCUGGACAGUCGUCAUCGAGCGGCCAAGAGGUGAAGCGAAAGGGUGAUCAUGGUCUGGAUUCCGAUGCUGUCAAGAAGAAGUUGGGAAAAUUGUUCAAGCUGCCUGGUAGGAAAUGAGCAGCUCCCGACAACCUUGAGUUGGAUGACACCUUCAUUGUAUGCUUCCAAUUCAUAGAAACUUUUUGGUGGCCAUCAUCGGUAUCGUUGGGCGUUGGCUGAGAGGUAAAUGUACAAGAAAAUGAUUGGAUGGUACACUAGAUAAUAUGCCAGAGCUUCUCUAUGCACCGUCGAAUUUGGCAGCAAAACCCUGACAAAGUGCAGUGGGCAUCCAAUAUCCUACAAUCAUGGCACCCAGCAGGGUUAACGUUGACAAAUGUGAAGUCACACAGUCCGAAAAUGGGAAGUAGUUUGUUCGUGAUCAAGCAUCUUGCCAUU